AUGGCUCCCGUUUUCCGACUCUGGACAUUCAAGCCUUUGGGCUUUGAUGGAUGGACAGCCCUGACUUCAAAGCCCGCCAUCAUAAUCAUGACCUUUUUGGUUGCACCAUGUGCUUUGUGGCUGACCUUUUCUCGACUUGGUCGAGCUUCAGGACCGAGCAGAAAAAUGUCUCCAGAUUCUGUGUCCUCACUUUUUCCGGAUCGACCUAUACGGCCGCUGCCAAAGCGCCGUCUGCGCGAACGACUGUCCCCCGACGUUGCCGAUACCAUCAAAUACCCGCUUGAGCCUCAGAGUAAUGCGCCAUUGUUCUAUUACCCGUAUAACUUGAAAGCUGAGGCGGGGUCAGCCGGUCUUGAUGCACCGAAUGCAAUGAUUCGAGAGAAUAGCCUCGAUCCAGUCCAUGAAGCUGGGCUGCGACGCUAUGGUUUGGGCGCAGAUCGUGAUGACGAAGGAAUGAUCCAGCGGGGCGGGAGGCCGCUUGCUUCACGACCAAGCCAAGAUGCUCCAGGAAACGUCCUGCGCACUCCACCAAGAACCGGCCAAGGGCGGCGUCACACCCCGCAGGCUCCUCCAUCAACAGCGUCAUCUGCUGACGGGUACGACUCUUUCGAAAACACCAAUAACAAGAAAAAGAGGAAGAUACCCACCGCGGGAGACGGGCUAUUGAACGGAAACCACGUAAUGGCUGAUUCUGGUAUUUUGGGUGUUCCGUCGCCCCCCACAACUGGGGAUGGGGGCCCUGGCGAUGCCUUGGCAGCUACUCCAUCGCCGUAUCCUUAUACUGGUGUGACUGGCUCACCUGUCCAGGGCAUAUCUGGCCCCGGCAGAGGACGCUAUGGGCGUGUUCGCAACGGCCGGAGCCCGUUGAGGCAAGUUCCAGAUACGAACUCGAGUUGGCCUAUCAAGAAUUCGCGGUCGCGGUCUGAUGGCCAAUAUUCGGCGCCUCUCGGCGAGAAAACUGGAAUCAUCUCGAACGCCAUCGCGAGUGCCGGAAAGCUCCCAAUCCCUCAAGGCCAGGAGAACAUCAGCCUCUUGCAACAGCAGGCCAAAGCGAGUCCUGUUUCCUCACAGUUCACUUUCACAUUUGAUUCCCAAGUAUCUGGUACAGUUCCGUGGCCAGGCUCCGAAUCACCCACAGCACAUAUGGCUGAGAACAAUCACAACCACACAUCUCACGGGAGCUAUUCCGACUCAUACUACGGCGGAAAUACUCGAUCAACACCACACUCACAGCCCGCUCCGCCUGGAUCAACCAGUGGCCAAGGUGGCCCUUCUGUUUCAGCCGAUGGUACAGCCAAGGGUCCUGCACCCGGCACUGGAGCUCCAAAGAAGCAUAGGCGUCGUGCAGACUCACUUGCACGGGCUGCCAAGCAACGACGUCGGGAACAAGAGUACAAGAACAAAAUCAACCCCCCGGCCCCUGGAGACCUCUGGAUAUGUGAAUUCUGCGAGUACGAAAGAAUCUUUGGCCAGCCUCCUGUGGGUCUCAUCCGCCAAUACGAGGAAAAGGAUCGUCAACGUCGAAACGCGGAAACUCAACGUAGGAAGCACAUAGAGAAAGCGAAGAACAAAUCCAGGAAGGGAAAGAAACCCGGCAAGCUUCCACCCAAGAACAACACUGCGCACGACCUCAAUGCAGCACCAUCUGCUGGACAACACCAUGCUUCUAUGGAGCAUGAGCCUGGUCAGGAAACCCACAGUGAGGAUUUUGAAGAGGAAGACUACUAUGAGGACGAUAUUCAUGAUGAACACUGCCCAGCUCGGGCUUCUGGACACGACUGUGGAACUCAUGAAAGCGGUGCCUUUGAAAGUACGGACUAUGAUGAUACAGGUACUGCCAUCUAG
Pestalotiopsis fici W106-1 is the source of this 1845-nucleotide messenger RNA. RefSeq lists its product as uncharacterized. The record is from RefSeq and is a predicted model, not a curated record. NCBI's taxonomy places the organism in Eukaryota, Fungi, Ascomycota, Sordariomycetes, Amphisphaeriales, Sporocadaceae. The transcript has 2 exons. Bases 1 to 1845 code for a protein of 614 amino acids.